CCUCGUUUCAGGAUGAUGAUGAAGAUGAGAUCAAAAUGUGGAUGGAACUGACGAUGGAGAGAGUGAUGAGGGCAGCAGAUGCUUCGCUGACUUCAUUGUAUAUCAUGACGUCACCAAACAUGCCAAAAAGAAUUUAUCUAGAAGAUGUAAUCGACAGAAUAGUUUUAUUUACAAAAUACCAAUUACAGAACACAAUAUAUCCUUCCUUUGACCCUGUGUAUAGGGUGGACCCCAAGAAAGAUCUGGGAAGUGGACGGAAGAAGCGUGCUCAUGCCAAAGAGGUGCGAGAGAAGAGCAUACUCACUUUAUACAAUAAACUACAUGAAUUAGUGAGUUUAUUAGCGGAACUCCUCAAUAUCCAGGUGCUCACAGAUACGGCAGUUCUUCAUGCAUCUUCAAUGGGAGUUGCUCCUUUUUUUGUUGAAAGUGUCAGUGAACUUCAACUAUCGGCUCUGAAGUUAGUGACCACG
This is a messenger RNA of Zootermopsis nevadensis, 470 nucleotides long. The record is from RefSeq and is a predicted model, not a curated record. Lineage: Eukaryota; Metazoa; Arthropoda; Insecta; Blattodea; Termopsidae.